AUGAAUCCUAUCAACUCUCUAGCUUUUGAUCUUCAUAGCGUCAAGCUUGUAGGCUCGAAUUCAGAAAACGCUGCAUUAUCUAAUAGCAAUACUCCAACAUUGAACAAUACGGCUCCUUUACAAAGGCCCUCCACUGUCAUGGAUUCUAUUGGCAUUCAAAGAGUGCCUUCUCCAUUUUUGCCAGUGAAAAAUGUGAUUAAUGAAGGAAGUACUGUUCCCGUCAAUGUACGUGACGCUGAAAUCACCGGACCUACGCUACAAAUACCUGUCAAUCAGAAGAACAACAGUACAUUCAGUGCAACAUCAUCCAACCUGCAUAUGAGUGCUAGCAGCUCUUCUAUUAAAAAUAUGCCAUCUAAGGCGUUGCCUAAUAUGGGUUCCUAUAUUUACAAUCCAACGGGGCUCUUCUCCAAUGUUGGUAAUCAACCUCCACCUCCCGGGAUAGAGUCUCAGUGGAAGUAUAUUGACUCUAAUGGUAAUAUUCAGGGACCAUUUGGUACCAAUAAUAUGUCGCAAUGGUACCAAGGAGGGUAUUUUACUCCUACUUUGCAAAUUUGUAGAUUAGCGACAUCCCUUGACCCAUUUGGUGUUAAUGAUCGAUUCAUCACAUUAGGUGAAUUGACCACUCUCGUUAACAAUUAUCAAGACCCAUUUAGCGUCUUUGAUUUUAUUGUUAUCAAAGCCUUGAAUGGUGCUUCUCUCGUUACUCCCAUGCUGUUAGAAAAUCAAAAAGUUGAUUCAAAAAAGUUGAAGUCUACUGCUAAUGUGCAUAGUGAUGAUUUUACGUACGAAGAAAUACUCGGUCUUAAGUUUGCAGAUGGAAGCUAUUAUCAUGAAACUCAGGUUUGGGUUCCUGUUAAUGGUCGACAUGUCACAAAGGUAGAUCACAUACCGAACAAUUCUAGACGUCCUGCGUCCGCAGCCGCACCUAUCAGAUCUGAGCAAACAGUACCUCCUAAUGAAGGAAAAGCUUCUUCGCAUAAGAGAAGAACAACCCUGAAUGGACAUGACGCUCCUUUAGACACACACGGAACUUCUUCAAACCCAACAAGUGAAGAAGAACGUAUGGUAGAGGUUGCUACCGAGGAAGGUGAGGAAUUUCGGCGUGCAGAAGAAAAGCAUAAUUCACCUGAUCAAGUUCGACCAGAGGUUGAGGAAGUAGACGGUAAAGAUGUGCUCCCAAAUUCUGAGAAGUUAAAAAAUAACAGCACAUCACCGAUGACCUCCGAAGAACAGAAGCGGUUUGCAAAAGCAGAAUUGAUGGCCCAGAAGUUAUUGGAAGAACAGCAAAGACAAGAAGAAGAAAAAAAGAGAAGAGAAGAACAGCGUAUAUUAAAGAAAGAAAAGAAAUUGAAACAGAAACAGAAAAAAGAAGAAGAAAAACUAAAAAAAAAGAAGAAGGAAGAAGAAAAGUCAGAAAAGGAAAAACAACAGGAACUGUUAAAUAAUGCUCUAACUGGAAAUACUGACAUUUCAUCACCCGCUGAAAAUGCUGCUAGUUCCUUGGCUACUAAUUUAGCACCUUGGGCCAAUAAGCAAACCGAGGAUGCAGUUUUUAAUCAAAUUUCUUCCGCCUUUGAAGAUCUGAAAAAGGAAAUUCCUUCCAAGAGAGAAAAGAAGCCUAACCGUACUCAAUUGAAUCGCGAACAAGCACUAAAAUUACAAAAGGAAAUAUUAGGCUCAACGCAAGCUUCGAAAACUAAUCAUACUGGUUCAGCCUGGGGAGUAAAACCACAGCAACCGAUCAAGCUUGGUAUUAAAGAGGAAUUGAUGAAAGACUUGGACAAUACUAAAGGUCAGCCUACAAUCAACAAGAUUAAUCUGGGUAUGAAUGAUGAUGAUAAUUCAGAUUCUACUUUUAUUGAAGAACAAAAAAAGCUAUGGGAACAGGUUCAGAAAAAAACCAAAAAAUCUAACCGUGUCACGACACUCGAUGAUUUCAUUUCAAGGACACCCUCCCCAUCUUCUUCAACAUUAAACUCCUCAAAUACUACUAAUGCGUGGACUAUGGUGCCUCCUAAGAGCACCGGCAAUGCACUUUCCACCUCUUCUGCAGCUGUAAAUCAACCAAGACCACAUAUUACUCCUGAUAAACAGCGCUCUUCCGGGGGAAUACCCGCUACAACAAAAGGCAAACUGAAUGGCAAGAGUAAACAAAUUGGUUCAUCUACUAGUAUUCCAACUUUAAAGGCACGCCAAGUUAAACCGUCAAGGAUUUCUGCUUAUCCCGGUAAUUCUUCAGUUUCUAAACGUCAAGAAUUUUUGAAGUGGUGUCGCUCCCAAUUGAGAUUAAAUACUGGCGUUCAGUCCGACAAUGUUUUAGAAAUGUUACUUAGCUUACCUCCAGGUUCAGAAUCCAAAGAAAUUAUAGCUGACACUAUAUAUUCUUAUAGCUCAACAAUGGAUGGUAGAAGAUUCGCCACUGAUUUUGUCAAGAAGCGCUUAGAAUGUGAAGAACAAAUUAAUGACCCGUUAAGCUGGAGUGAAGUACUUGCCAUGCCUGAAGGCAGCUCUGAAGAUUGGGAAUUUCAAGUUGUUGGCAAAAAGAAAGGAAAACGAUUCUAA
Molecule: messenger RNA, 2565 nt
Organism: Saccharomyces mikatae IFO 1815
Lineage: Eukaryota; Fungi; Ascomycota; Saccharomycetes; Saccharomycetales; Saccharomycetaceae
Gene: SYH1
Product: Syh1p
Exons: 1
Coding region: 1-2565 (854 amino acids)
Molecular function (GO): protein binding
Source: RefSeq, a predicted model, not a curated record